Molecule: messenger RNA, 732 nt
Organism: Clonostachys solani
Lineage: Eukaryota; Fungi; Ascomycota; Sordariomycetes; Hypocreales; Bionectriaceae
Source: the annotation of a GenBank genome assembly
AAGGUAUAUCCUAAGCGUAGCCUAAAAGCCUAUAGUAUUAUCCUUAUAUAUACUGGAAGUAUAGGGUUAUUUAUUAUUAUAAGAGGAGAGCUUCGAGCCAUCGAAGCCAGCAUCUGGGCUAAGAUCUUCAGCUUCGAAGGUCUCGGAGGCCAUCUCAGCCUCCUGCGCAAAAGAUCUGAUGACGAGGCGCUCACGGUCGACUGCCUACAAACGCGAUACUUCAGCCCAAACGAUGAGUAUAUGCAAAAGAGCUUAGCGCUACCCACAGUAUCUCAGUUCGUUACUGUGGCGAAAACGAAGAAGCUGCUAGUAUAUAUGGUGACGGGACUAAAGGUUGCGUUUGGGGCGAAACUGGCCAAGGCUAAUGCGAAAACUACGAAGGUCAAUGGCAAGUUGGGUAUGACAGAUCCCCAAGGGGGGGCAUCUGGGGGUGCCAGUGCAGGUUAUACGAGUGAGGAUGCCGCUGCUGUCGGGUUUGACGCCUCUACGCCUUUCAUUUUGGGUAUACGCGUACGGAAGAUUUGGUGGGAUAAUGGCAUCAGAAACACAGCGGACAAGCUCGCUGGCGCGGCUUUGGAAGAUGGAAAAGACCAAGACCAAGAUUUCCCCUCCACUAACUUUCAGUUCGUUGACGAUUUCAGUGUUGAUGAGGCUGACACUUCCUCGAGGGAGAAGCUGUUCACGAAUGAGAACAACGAGCUGGGAAUCGAGCCUUCGGACUGGGUUCUCUGU